UCUCUCUCUCUCUCUCUCUCUCUCUCUCUCUCUCUCUCUCUCUUCUCUUUGCCCCCUUCUCCUGAAGCUCCCUUCCGUCGCUCGCUCUAAGAACGUCUCCCUCUCUCUCAUACUUCCCAUCUAGCGUUGGAGUAGCUAGAACGUAUCCCACCUGACUGCUAGUGUUUUUGCAGCCUUGUUUUCUGCACCACUGCCUCCUCUGUUCCACUGCACUAAUGGGUGGAGCCGGCCAGGCUAUUUGGGGGCAGACAGGGACGAGAGCGGCGGCUGCUUUCCAGUAAAGCAUAACAGCAUGCCACAUCUGUAAUCCUAUAGCAGCGCCAGGAAGAUGGCAGCCUCUGCAUUAAUGUCAAAAAGUGACUCUCUCUCUUCCGCUCCUCUCUGUCUCUGUCUUGCCCUCCCCCUUCUCUGUCUCUCUCUGUCUCUCUCUCUCUUUAUCUCUCACUCUACCCUUAGCUGUCCCCAACUGACAAGAGUUUGGAGUUUGACAGAGACUUCAGAAUCCGCCAUUAUGCAGGCGAUGUUGUGUACUCUGUGGUUAGUUUUAUCGACAAAAACAAAGACACACUCUUCCAGGACUUCAAGAGGCUCUUGUAUAACAGUUCGAACCCAGUUCUGAAGAACAUGUGGCCUGAGGGCAAGCUGAGCAUCACAGAGGUCACCAAGCGACCCCUGACGGCCGCCACCCUCUUCAAGAACUCCAUGAUCUCAUUGGUGGAGAACUUGGCAUGCAAGGAGCCCUACUACGUCCGCUGCAUCAAGCCUAACGAGGUCAAGUCCCCCCUGCUGUUUGAGCAGGAGCGCUGCCGUCACCAGGUGGAGUACCUGGGCCUGCUGGAGAACGUACGAGUGCGCAGGGCCGGUUUCGCCAACCGCCAGACCUACCCACGCUUCCUCCAGAGGUACAAGAUGAUCUCAGAGUUCACCUGGCCCAACCACGACCUGCCGUCAGACAAGGAGGCAGUCAAACGCCUCCUACAGGGCUGCGGCUUCGACCACGACGUGGCGUACGGCAAGACCAAGGUGUUCAUCCGCACGCCGCGCACACUCUUCAGCCUGGAGGACCAGAGGGCCGACAUGGUCACCAGGAUCGUCCUUUUCCUCCAGAAGGUGUGGCGUGGCACCAUCGCCAGGAUGCGCUACCGGCGCAUGCGAGCUGCACUCAUCAUCCUCCGGGCCUACCGGCGCUACAAGGUCAAGUCCUACAUCCGCGAAGUCAACCGGCGCUUCAAAAAUGUGCAGUCCAUGAAGGACUACGGGAGACACGUCAAGUGGCCUACGCCCCCCAAAGUCCUGCGUCGUUUUGAAGAAGCACUAAGGAGCAUCUACGGCAGGUGGUGGGCGUGGACCCUGAUCAAAGGCCUGUCUCCAGAGGAGACCCUGCAGGUGAGGGCCAAGGUGGCUACCCUGGAGGCCCUCAAGGGCCAGAGGGUGGAUCUGGGCCUGCAGAGGACCUGGGAGGGCAACUACCUGAAGAGAGACAGCCCUGAGACAGCCUCCUCCUUCACGCUGCUCUCCAGUGAGCUGCAGAGGAAGGACAAGUUCAUGAGGAUCCUCUUCUCCUGCAACGUGCGCAAGAUCAACCGUUUCCACAAGUCUGAGAACCGGGCUGUCCUCAUCACAGACCGACACCUGUACAAGAUGGACCCCCUGAAGCAGUACAAGCCAAUGAAGAACAUCCCUCUGUACAACGUGACAGGGGUGAGUGUGUCUCCAGGGAAGGACCAGCUGGUGGUGUUCCACACUAAGGACAGCAGGGACCUGGUGGUGUGCCUACAGGGCAUGGUGCCCGCUGGAGAAAGUCGUAUCGGGGAACUGGUGGGCGCCCUGCUUAGCCACUUCAAAAGUGAAAAGAGGAAGCUUCAGGUGAACGUCACCAGCCCAAUCCAGUGCAGCAUGAACGGCAGGAAGUGCACUGUCAUCGUCGAGUCCAAGAUCAACCAAUCACAGCCAGACUUCACCAAGAGCCGUUCCGGUUACAUCCUGGCUGUGCCCGGGAACUGACGGAGCUGUGGUCAGGUGACAGGGGUCAGGUGACAUGGACGGAGGGGAAGAUAUCAGACAUGGAUGGUUCUGGUCUUCAUCUGGUUGAGCAUCGACAUACUGUGAUGUGAACAGUAUGCACGUAGGAAAGUGGACAUCUAAAUAAAAGCCAUGAUAAAUGUCUUUUUUGAAUACAGCUCAAUGAAUAAGAUGUUAUGUAUAUUUCAAUACUGCAAAUGUCGUUUGUUAAACAGUAAACACAUGCACAACAUUUAUCUAUAGGCUACAGUAUAUACUGUAUAUAUAAAACCAACCAAAGAGUUGUCUUUCUUCUCACAGUAAACUUUUUUAGAUGUAAUCACAUGCUAGUUUGUCGAUAUAAUGAGAUUUGGAGUGAAUGCGCAGAUGAGGGUUUUAUUAGGAAAGCUUACACGAUGUUAAGACAGAUAUUGGAUAUUGUUUAGCCAAAUCAAACAGAAAGACUAUGACAGUGUUAAUGGAAAACAAAGUAACCCCUAAUAAGGAUCUGAAAUCUUAUUUAGAUUUUUCUUGUUUAUUAUACUGGGCGUAGUUUACCAAGUCUAGCAUCUGAUAAACCUUUUUAGUUUAACAAAAUAUAUAUAUAUAUAGGUGUUCGCGAUUGUAAACAACAGCUAUUUAAAGAAACUUAUCAAUAACCACCUUUUAUUUUACAAUUGAUUGUUAACUUAAUUUGUUCAUGGGAACCAUUAUGGGUAAGAAAAAGGUCAGAUACUUUUCCCUAGCUGAUCGUCUGUGUUCCAGAUGAAGUGUCAUUGGCACAGUUAGACACAGUCCGACACAGUUAGGCACAGGGUGUUUAGACGGAUGUGUUGAGCAUAUCCUGAACAGAAAACUGCUCUGAGAGGAGCAUUAAAACCUCUCUUAAUUUAAAACCUGUAUCAUUUCCUGUAUACCGUAUGUUUAUUUGUAGCACUGUCAGCAAACGACAUGCUUAUAUUUUCAUCCAAAAGACUGUAAACAACACAGGGCCGCAUGCUCUAUGUAUUGAUAAAGACUGUACUUACCAUUUGUUAUGGUUAACAAAAGGAACUGUAGGAGAAACCGAGUUAUACCAUAUGAUACCAAAGCACAAUUGUAAACCUAGCAGAGACCUGGAACCCUAUAGAACUUCUUGCGCUGGUGUCACAAGCUCAUGCUAAUUGCCAGUCCCUGGAGAUAAUGGUAUUUCUAUUGACCUGGAGUAGUCCUUACUCCUGAAUGGAACUGGCUCUUCAGUAAUAAACAUGGAUCAUUAGUGGAGAGGAAGAUUGUGUGUGUGCUUUUGAGAGGGAGAGGGAGAGAGAGGAAGAGAAAGAAGAGACAGUUGUGUUUUUGUGUGGAUAACAGUUUGUUCAUUAGCUCCUAGCAGCCACCUCGCCUGCUCCUCUCUGGCUCAGUGUCAAAUAGGCUGGCUACUGGCCAUGUUGAAUCACUGGCCAAGGCCUUAAAGAGCAGACGAGCAGUUGCCUGGUCUCUAGCUUGCUAGCGACAUGACGGGCUCCAACAACACCAUAUCCGCAGUCACGUUAGCGAUGCUGUUGUUAACUGACACCUUAUAGUAUGUAGAGAUGAAUUUGCUGCUUUAUACAAAUAACCUAAAGUAAUCGUUUGUUAUACACGUCAUUGAUUGUAUGCAGUAGGUUAUUAUCGAUUGAUUUGCUUAGAUGUAAAUUGAUUGUAUGCGGUUUCUGUUUUGUGUAUGUAUCUCGUUUCUACAGUAUGUAUUGGUUAUUGAUGAUUGGAGCGCACGCCUACAGUACUGUAUGUGGAUGAGUGAGUCUUAGUCUUCCUGUGUUAAUAAUGAUUGGCUCUGAUAGGCAGAAGCGACAGUGGAGGGUAAGGAAGAAGGAACUCUCUGAAUACUUGGCCUAGUUAGUGUGGCGGAGAUCUGUCAGCCGGUAUUACUCUCCCGGCAAAUAAAAAACUCUUUACCAAUCAGUUUCAUAAGUACUGCAUUCCUGUUAAUUGCUUUAGAGUAUUGGCUGGAAAAAUCUGUAUCUUUAAUAAGUUAAUUUGUGCCACUACUCUAAAAAGUCUUUACCUUGCAGCUGUGCAGUGUGACCUUCUUCCACAGCUUGAUAAGGAACUUCAUACAAGAAGAUAUUGGAGAGUGUGUGUGGUUGCAUGUGUGUGGAUUGUAAGUGUUGUCCUGUUGGUAUCAGUAAUGGCAGUAAUACAAAGCCUCACUUGGACUCUUUCGUUUUUUUCUUCUCUAGUAUUUCUUUGUGUUCCUGUCUUUCAAAUAUCUCUCCCACUUUCUCACUUCUACACUCCAGUGGUCAGAACUAUGUUCAGGACUGUCUUGAGGAAGCUCCGGAUAUGUGAUGCUGUUUCCUGUUUCCUGUCAUCACCAGUCACACUGUACUUGUCCUUCUGAAAUCCAUCAACUCCUCUGGAACUGGUUGUAUUUUGAGGGUUUCAAGUCCCUCGUAGCUCAGAAACAUGGAGUAAUCCCAUCACUGAUAUCAUCUACGUUUAACAGUUUGGGAAAAAGGUUGUCAAAGUAAAAAGUAGGUAACCUGUGCCAUCACUUUGUACCAAAUAGUUUUUUUGUUGUCGUUUUUUUUCUUUUUUACAAAGUCUGGUUGUUUUUUUUGUUUUUGUUUUUUUGUUUUACUGGAUUGGUCCUGUAACCUUAGUAACUACAUUACGAUGAAUGGAAUGCUGCAGUCUACAUCAGUUUUGCUUUUUAAAACAUUGAAAUGAAGUUGAUUUGAUUUGAAUGGUAAACUGUUAUUGAUUGUGAGAGCUUGUGUCUGCAUCUUUUUCUCUCUGUCAAUGUCAGUAGCUGUGUUGUCAAGGUCAUUGUGAGCUCACGUGACCUAUGUUUCUGUCUUAGACAUCGUCUUCACCAGACUGAAUAUAUCAAAGUGCCUACAGAAAUUGAUCUUUAUAAUUUCAGGGAGUUUAAUUGCUUGAUAAAUAUGGGAAGCACAUUGUAUUGAUAACCCUUUUGAGUUGUUAAAAACAUAUUCAAUAUUUGCUGGCUUUUCAACAAAUAUAUAGGCAGAUGCAGAAUACACUUCAAACCAUGUGCCUAAUUUUAUAGUUGCAUAUUUAUGUAAUACAUCCAUGUUGAUUAUGAAUGAAUUAAAACGAUUGGACCAAAUUUUA
Molecule: messenger RNA, 5118 nt
Organism: Hypomesus transpacificus
Lineage: Eukaryota; Metazoa; Chordata; Actinopteri; Osmeriformes; Osmeridae
Gene: myo1d
Product: myosin 1D
Exons: 11
Coding region: 625-2004 (459 amino acids)
Biological process (GO): actin filament organization; vesicle transport along actin filament
Cellular component (GO): myosin complex; microvillus; vesicle
Molecular function (GO): actin filament binding; ATP binding; microfilament motor activity
Source: RefSeq, a predicted model, not a curated record